Messenger RNA from Podospora pseudopauciseta, 423 nucleotides. RefSeq lists its product as uncharacterized. NCBI's taxonomy places the organism in Eukaryota, Fungi, Ascomycota, Sordariomycetes, Sordariales, Podosporaceae. The coding region runs from base 1 to 423 and encodes 140 amino acids. The transcript has 2 exons. The record is from RefSeq and is a predicted model, not a curated record.
AUGUGCGAACGCUCAACGGGCGGCGCGUACUGGUGCAACGACUCGGACAACACCAAAACAGCGUUGUGGAGAGAGCUGACUGAAUACGCUGGUCAGGUGUUUAUCCAGUGCAUGAUUGGCAUACGUUCCUCCGGGCAGACACAGUUUGACGACGAAUCUCGCAUCAUCGUCACCGAUCCACGCGGGCAAGGGUGCAAUUUGAGUUACGACACGACGCUGGAGACGCGGGGCAAAUACACGGGAAUCUGGCCCGAAGACCUAGAGGACCCUUACAGACGUGCCGCUCAGGUUCAGCACACCAAACGACAGCUUUUGCCACUUAUCUCUCAAUCCCCGGAGUAUGAAUGCUCCUCUGUUGUCGGCCGUCUAGCCGACUUUGGAGAUGCCAGGGGGGGGGUGGAACAACGCCAUGCAAGAGUAUAA